CCAUGUGCCUAGAGCUAUCUGUGUCAAGAAGCGCAUGCUUCAAUUAGCUGGAGUGAGCAAUUCAACUUGUGGAGGAACGAGAAUUGACAUUGUUGAGACAAGAAACAUGAAACCCCAGGGUACGCUUGGAGGGGCUGAGAUCCUGGGGAUGCCUGGAGCCUGGCUGCAUGGCCUGGCCACCCUGAUGCCCUUGUGUUCUCCAUGGCAGACCAGCAAGACUGAGGAGAAUGGCUCUGACAGCUUCAUGCACUCCAUGGACCCACAGCUGGAGCAGCAAAUGGAGACCACCCAGAGCCUUGUGGACUCCUAUGUGGCCUUUGUCAACAAGACCGUGUGGGACCUCAUGGUUGGUCUCAUGCCCAAAACCACCACACACCUCAUGAUCAACAAUGUGCAUGCACCACCUCAUGGGGGCAGAGGGCUCCUGUGGCACUGGGAGGCAGGUGGCCGUGUUGGCCUGGCAGAGAUGCCAACCAGCCCUGUGGGACCAGACCAAGGAAUUCAUCUUCUUGGAGCUGCUGGCCACCCUGUACUCACAUGGAGACAAGAACAUGCUGAUGGAGGGGUCAGCAGAGUAGGCACAGCAGUGCAACGAGAUGCUGUGCAUGCACCACGUGCUGAGGGAGGUGCCCAGCAUCAUCGGCGAUAUCAACAUGACACCGUCAGCACACCCAUGGGGGCCCAUGGAUGA
Molecule: messenger RNA, 691 nt
Organism: Mandrillus leucophaeus (drill)
Lineage: Eukaryota; Metazoa; Chordata; Mammalia; Primates; Cercopithecidae
Product: putative UPF0621 protein C
Exons: 3
Coding region: 35-691 (218 amino acids)
Source: RefSeq, a predicted model, not a curated record